AUGUUCAAUGAUGCAGCUACGCAACACAAUGAUCCAAUAGUGCUCAAACUAUCAUCACUAAUAGAAAUUAGAUUAUCACAACUUAAAUACUUUACAUUUUUAAUAAUUGGAAUAGCUUUGUUAUGGCCAUGGAAUUGUUUCUUGUCAGCCUCAGCGUAUUAUGGUACAAGAUUUAUCAACUCACCGUCAUUAAUUAAAAUUUAUAGUUCAACUAUGAUGUCAGUAUCUACUAUCACUUCAGCAAUUUUCAACUAUGUAUUAUCACAACAACAAACUGGUGUAAACUAUAAAAAUAGAGUCAAGUUUGGUUUCAAUAUGACUAUAGUUAUUUUUGUAUUCAUGGCUAUUACAUGUAUAACUCAAAUUUUCAUAGAUAUGAAUGAUAAAUUAUUUUUUGCAAUUUUAAUGAUUAUGGUAUUGUUAUCAGCUGCUGCUACUUGUUUUGCACAAAAUGGUACAAUGGCUAUAGUUAAUGUUAUGGGUAGUAUUUAUGCAAAUUCUGUAAUGGUUGGUCAAGCAGUUGCUGGAGUGUUACCUUCCUUAGCUUUAAUUUUUUCAAUUUUGGCUGUUGGUGAUAAGACUUUGAAAGAACAUAAGGUUGAAAAAGAUUUUGGUGUUUUUAUUUAUUACAUUACUGCAAGUUUAGUUUGUAUCUUAUCUAUUAGCUUGUUAUAUUUGGUGAACAAGUAUAAGGAACAUACGGUCUACGAAAGAUUAGAUGAAUUAAUUGAAGAAGAACAUGGUACUACUGAAGUAGAACAAGAAUUAGAAGAAGAAGAAGAACCAGUAACUCAAAAGCAAUUUGUUCCAUUUUCACAAUUAUGGUCAAAAUUAAGUCUCAUUGUAAUGACUAUAUUCUUAACAUUUUCAAUAACUUUAGCAUUCCCAGUUUUUGCAUCUGUAGUGGAAUCAACUAGCGAUCAAUCAAGUUAUAAAUUUUUCAAUAAACAAAUUUAUAUUCCUUUCAUUUAUCUUAUUUGGAAUCUUGGGGAUUUAUUAGGUAGAGUAUUAUGUGGAUACCCAAAAUUAAAAAUGUUAAUUACAAAUCCAAAAGUUUUAAUAAUUUAUUCUAUAUCAAGAUUAGUUUUCAUCCCAUUAUUUUUAACAUGCAACACUAAACCAGGAGUUUCAAUACCUCUCAUAAACUCAGAUAUUUGGUAUAUCUUAUUACAAUUAUUAUUUGGAAUAUCUAAUGGUCAAUUAUGUACUUCAUCAUUUAUGAUUGUUGGUAAAUUUUGUGAUAAUGAUGAUGAAAAAGAAGCAGCUGGUGGAUUUACGACUGUUUUUUUGAGUUUUGGAUUAAUGGCUGGUUCUGUUUUUAGUUAUUUGUUAGUUUUAUUUAUAAGUUAG
This is a messenger RNA of Lodderomyces jiufengensis, 1350 nucleotides long. RefSeq names its product nucleoside transmembrane transporter. Lineage: Eukaryota; Fungi; Ascomycota; Pichiomycetes; Serinales; Debaryomycetaceae. The record is from RefSeq and is a predicted model, not a curated record. Gene Ontology annotation, cellular component: fungal-type vacuole membrane; plasma membrane. Gene Ontology annotation, biological process: nucleoside transmembrane transport. Bases 1 to 1350 code for a protein of 449 amino acids. Gene Ontology annotation, molecular function: nucleobase transmembrane transporter activity; nicotinamide riboside transmembrane transporter activity. The transcript has a single exon.